UCCUCCGCUCCUCACUCUCCUCUCAGAGACGCAGCAUCCGUCAUGUCCACCACCUUCAUCUCUCGCUCCAUGCGCUCCUCCGCCGGCUCCGGCGGCUCCGUGAGGGGCUUUGGAGGAGGAGGAGGGUUCUCCUCCUUGAGGGCCGGCAGCGUGUAUGGAGGAGCAGGAGGCUCUGGGGUCCGCAUCUCCUCGUCCCUGGGUGGAGGUGGAGGAGGUGGAGGUUUCUCCCUGGGUGGAGGUAGAGGUGGAGGAGGUGGAGGUUUCUCCCUGGGAGGAGGUGGAGGAGGUGGAGGUUUCUCCUUCAGCGCCUCCAGCAUGGAGGACAGCCUGGUGGGCAACGAGAAGUUCACCAUGCAGAACCUGAACGACCGGCUGGCCUCCUACCUGGAGAAGGUCCGCAAGCUGGAGGCGGCCAACGCCGAGCUGGAGCAGAAGAUCCGCGGCUUCGUGGACAGCAAGGUGGGGCCCUCCACCCGGGACAACAGCGGCUUCUUCACCUCCAUCACCGAGAUCACAGAGAAGAUCCAGGAGGCCCUCCGAGUGAACGGAGCCGUCCACCUGAGCCUGGACAACGCCCGCCUGGCCGCAGACGACUUCAGGACCAAGUACGAGAACGAGCUGGCCAUGUGGCAGUCGGUGGAGGCCGACAUCGCCGGGCUGCGGCGGCUCCUGGACGAGCUGACGCUGUCCAAGUCGGACCUGGAGAUGCAGAUCGAGGGUCUGAGGGAGGAGCUGAUCUACCUGAAGAAGAACCACAAGGAGGAGCUGGUGUUCACGCGCUCCCAGAUGAGCGGCCAGGUCCACGUGGAGGUGGACGCCGCGCCGGCUCAGGACCUCACCAAGGUGAUGGAGGAGAUCCGGGAGCAUUACGAGUCAGUCGCCGCCAAGAACCAGAGAGACCUGGAGGCCUGGUUCCAGACCAAGACAGAGACUCUGAACAAGGAGGUGGUCUCUCAGUCGGUGACGCUGCAGGAGACCAGGGGCGAGGUGACAGAGGUCAAAAGGUCGCUGCAGUCUCUGGAGAUCGAGCUGCAGACAAUGCUGGGCAUGAAAGCGUCUCUGGAGGCGACCAUGGCUGAGACCCAGAGCCGAUACUCGCUGCAGCUGUCCGGCUACCAGAUGCAGGUAUCGUCCCUGGAGGAGCAGCUGGUUCAGCUGAGGGCCGACAUGGAGCGGCAGGGUCAGGAGUACCAGAUGCUGCUGGACCUGAAAACCCGGCUGGAGAUGGAGAUCGCAGAAUACCGCCGCCUGCUGGACGGAGAGGGAGGCGGCAGGUGA
Messenger RNA from Xiphophorus hellerii (green swordtail), 1278 nucleotides. Its product is annotated as keratin, type I cytoskeletal 13-like. The record is from RefSeq and is a predicted model, not a curated record. The transcript is spliced from 7 exons. Gene Ontology annotation, molecular function: structural molecule activity. Lineage: Eukaryota; Metazoa; Chordata; Actinopteri; Cyprinodontiformes; Poeciliidae. Gene Ontology annotation, cellular component: cytoskeleton. The coding region runs from base 43 to 1278 and encodes 411 amino acids.